This is a messenger RNA of Kwoniella botswanensis, 1635 nucleotides long. RefSeq lists its product as uncharacterized. Gene Ontology annotation, biological process: transmembrane transport. The coding region runs from base 1 to 1635 and encodes 544 amino acids. Gene Ontology annotation, molecular function: transmembrane transporter activity. Gene Ontology annotation, cellular component: membrane. Lineage: Eukaryota; Fungi; Basidiomycota; Tremellomycetes; Tremellales; Cryptococcaceae. The transcript is spliced from 8 exons. The record is from RefSeq and is a predicted model, not a curated record.
AUGUCUCAUCUGAAUCAGCCCAGCACUAUCGCACAGGACGAAAAGGAUAUCGAGAUCAAUCAUGUUGAAGCGGUCAACGACGCGCGACAUGCACUUGAUGACAAGUAUCUGAGUCAUGCUGAGGAUGACGCAGCAAGAAUCCUUCGGGAGAAUGGCCCAGUCGAAUACACUAUCGACGAAGACAAGAAAGUGCUUCGUAAAUUGGACAUAUGGGUUUGUAUACCGAUGUUCAUUGUGUACACCCUGGUUCACCUCGACAAGAGUGCUUUAUCCUACGCUGCAGUCUUCGAUCUGAAGACAGAAGCUCACUUGGUUGGCAAGCAAUACUCGUGGCUGGGGUCUGUUAUCUAUCUCAUGCAAUUGGUGGUCCAACCGAUCUCCGCUUAUGCGUUGGUCAAGCUACCCAUCGCCUGGUGGGUAGUGGGAAACGUUCUCUGCUGGGGUAUAUCCUUAUGCGCAAUGGCAGCUUGUCAUAAUUUUGCUGGUUUGUUGGCUACUCGUGCAUUGUUGGGAGCAUUCGAGGCUACGAUCAGUCCGUCAUUCAUUGCUAUGACACAGCUGUUCUGGCGAAGAAGAGAACAGACUUAUCGAAAUACAGCUUGGCUCAUGUCCAGCUCCGUCGCCGGUAUCAUUGGACCUAUCUUGACUUAUGCUAUUGGGCACGUCAAGUCUGGCAUUCAACCUUGGCAAGGUAUUUUCCUGUUUUUAGGUUGUAUCACCAUUGCAUUGUGUCCUCUCAUCUUCUGGAUGAUGCCGAACGACAUAGCAUCCGCCAAGUUCUUAACCCAAAAGGAAAAGGUUAUCGCUGUCGAGAGAUUGAGAGAUAAUAACACAGGUACUAAGACCUCUAAAUGGAAAUGGGAACAAUUCCGAGAAACUCUACUCGAUCCCAAAACUUGGGGAUGGGGACUAAUGCUCACUUGCAUGGCCAUCCCAAGCUCUGGCAUUGGCACAUUCGGCACAUUGAUCACUAAAGGCUUUGGUUUCAAUUCCUUCGAUACUAUCCUGUUCCAGAUCCCACCAAACGUUUUGACCCUGAUCUUCUUACUCGCGGGCACUUGGACGAUGAACAAGAUUAGAUUGAGAUUCCCUGUCGUUGCCUUCUUCGUACUCUUCCCAAUUGCUGGAGCCGCAUCUUUGCUUUAUGUUCCUCGAACCAAGCCUCAUGCCUUGUUAGGAUCUUACUAUGUUAUCAUGUUAUACACCCCACUUCAACCAUUGGUCUACUCAUGGGCCAACAUGAAUUCCGCUGGCACCACCAAGCAACGUACGUUAGGAGCCAUCCUGUUUAUAUUCCAAUGUGCGGGUAAUGUUGCAGGUCCUCAAGUCUAUCUCGAGGACGAAGCUCCGAUCUACAGGACAGGUCUAUAUACGGACAUGUCAUGCUGGGCUCUACUGUUCAUUUUGAUCUGCUCCAUGGCGGUGUACUUGAAAUACUUGAAUCGAAGACAAAGAAAGAAGAGAGAAAGAAUGGGUAGGAUGGUGGAUAUCCAGGACAUGUCAAUCAUGACACUGGAAGAGGCUGCCGCUUAUAAACGAGAACUCGCCGCUGCUGGCGAAGGACACGAUAUCAACGCUCACGCUUUCGAUGAUCUAACUGAUCUCCAAAACCCCGAAUUCCAUUACAUUUUAUAA